Messenger RNA from Tyto alba (common barn owl), 2555 nucleotides. It is a transcript of the gene KCNF1, whose product is annotated as potassium voltage-gated channel modifier subfamily F member 1. The transcript has a single exon. Gene Ontology annotation, cellular component: voltage-gated potassium channel complex; membrane. NCBI's taxonomy places the organism in Eukaryota, Metazoa, Chordata, Aves, Strigiformes, Tytonidae. Gene Ontology annotation, molecular function: voltage-gated potassium channel activity. The record is from RefSeq and is a predicted model, not a curated record. Bases 727 to 2190 code for a protein of 487 amino acids. Gene Ontology annotation, biological process: potassium ion transmembrane transport; protein homooligomerization.
CUUUGCUGGGUUUCACCAGAAGAGGGUAGAGUUUGGAAGGGACUCCUCGCAGCCUGGGCUCCUUAUUGUGUUGGGAAACAGCAAAGGGAAAACAAGCACAAGUUUCUCCUCUGCAUGCUUGCACCGACUGACUGUGUGCAAGAGUCAGCAGAUAAACUCUGGAAGACCUUAAAGUAAAAAGAAAACGGAAAAAGAAACAAAAUUCAAAAGCAGCUUUCUAGGGAAAUCUGUGGAAUCGAACAGAGAAGCUGCAACAGUUUUCUGUGGGCUCACCCUGCUGAUUGUCUCUCUGAGAACUGUCACUCACUGCACGUUGCAUUAAUCAGAGCACAGGAUUUAUUUCUCGGCCGUGACUUCCAACCUGUGAAUAAAUAUCACUUUUAGAGAGAGAAUGGGACCUGAAAAGACUCUCGAGCACUGAACAGAGGGGUGAGUUUUAUUAAAUGGCUUCUUCUCUUUCAAAUCUGCUGGAGCUUUCUAACAUCCUGCUUGCAGGCACAGCAGCCUGAUGACUUGUCUUUUCCCUGCCGCUUGUUGCAUACCUCAAGAGGCUUUCCUGACCGCAGGUUUAUUUCUGUAACCUUUCCCACCACUACUCCGGGUCAGUUCGGUAACAUUUGCAAUAGAGCUGACUCGGUGCUGAUUUGCUUUCAUGAGACAUUAAAACCACAAAGCUUUGAAACCAAACAGCAGGCUAAAAAUCAAGUAAAAUCCAUUACAAUUAAAAUGGCAGGUGACUCUAGGUUUCCAGAUGUGGACACUGACGGAUCAGAAAAAAAUGAAGAAACGGAGAUUGUUGUCAAUGUCGGUGGGGUAAGGCAGGUGUUUUAUGGAGAUAAACUGAAUCAGUACCCAGAAACACGGCUGGCAGAGCUGAUCAACUGUUUAUCGGGGGGAUACGAUAGCAUAUUCUCCCUCUGUGACGACUAUGAUCCUGUAAAGAGAGAGUUUUACUUUGACAGAGAUCCAGAUGCUUUCAAAUGCAUUAUUGAUGUGUAUUACUUUGGGGAAAUUCACAUGAAGAAAGGAAUAUGUCCCAUAUGUUUCAAGAAUGAAAUGGAAUUUUGGAAAGUGGAUCUGAAAUUUUUGGAUGACUGCUGCAAAACUCAUCUAAGUGAAAAAAAGGAGGAACUGGAAGAAAUAGCCCGAAGGGUGCAACUGAUUCUGGAUGACUUGGGAGUAGAUGCCUCGGAAAGUCGCUGGAAAAAGUGCCAAAAAUACAUCUGGAAAUUUCUGGAGAAGCCAGAAUCAUCCUACCCAGCUCGAGUGAUUGCUGUUCUGUCCUUUCUGUUUAUUUUGAUAUCCUCCAUUGUGAUGUGUGUGGGGACCAUCCCUGACCUGCAGGUCAUAGAUGCGGAGGGGAACCGUAUGGAGCACCCGACCCUGGACAGCAUAGAGACAGCCUGCAUAGGCUGGUUUACCGUGGAGUAUGUGCUGAGGCUUAUCUCCUCUCCCAACAAACUCCACUUUGCCCUGUCUUUCAUGAACAUUGUUGAUGUGCUGGCAAUACUUCCUUUCUAUGUCAGUCUGACCUUGACCCACCUGGGAGCCAAGCUCAUGGAGCUGAGCAAUGUCCAGCAGGCUGUCCAGGCACUGCGCAUCAUGAGGAUCGCGAGGAUUUUCAAGCUUGCACGGCACUCCUCGGGGCUCCAGACUCUAACGUAUGCCCUGAAACGCAGCUUUAAGGAGCUCGGGCUGCUCCUCAUGUACUUAGCUGUUGGAAUCUUUGUCUUUUCUGCCCUGGGUUAUACCAUGGAGCAAAGUCACCCCGAAACUUUAUUUAAAAGCAUCCCUCAGUCAUUUUGGUGGGCAAUCAUUACCAUGACCACAGUUGGAUAUGGAGACAUAUACCCUAAAACAACACUAGGAAAACUGAAUGCUGCCAUCAGUUUUCUUUGUGGGGUGAUAGCAAUCGCCCUUCCCAUUCAUCCCAUCAUUAACAACUUUGUCAGGUAUUAUAACAAACAGAGAGUUUUAGAAACAGCUGCCAAGCAUGAAUUGGAACUGAUGGAGCUAAACUCAGCUGAGGUGAAAGCCGCAAGCUUCAAAAGUGAACUAGAGGAUCUUGCAAGGGAAGGCAAGGAUGGUCCUUUUUAUAGCAGCCGGUUAAAAGUCUCCCACAGUGACACCUUUAUUCAUCUCCUGUCAGAAGAGAAACACUAUAGGACCAGGCUUCAAAGCUGCAAAUAAACUGUGAGUUGUUGUCAGUGCUAAACUAUAGAUCGAGACAACCUGACAAUCAACUACUGAAGACUCGUGGAAUCUGUCAGAGUUGGGAGGGAGCACUGCUUUGCUUUUCCAACGUGAAUAUAAAUUAACCCCAUGAUAUCUCCAUCAAGAGUUGGUAAGGUUUUGCCAUUAUUACCCAAAAUAAAAUAGUAGAACUCCAUUGAGAUCAGACUUCUUAUGAUGAGUGCAUUCAAACAAAACCCAUUUGUAACCAUUUUAGAGACUGAAAAGUCCUUCCUGAUCGGUAAAUGUUCGAUGAUCUGAAUGUGCAACCUUGCCACAUCAGAACUCUGUACCUGUGACAAUAAAGAGCAGCAUCACACAGA